Pogona vitticeps (central bearded dragon) is the source of this 3314-nucleotide messenger RNA. Its product is annotated as UDP-glucuronosyltransferase 1A6. Lineage: Eukaryota; Metazoa; Chordata; Lepidosauria; Squamata; Agamidae. The record is from RefSeq and is a predicted model, not a curated record. Gene Ontology annotation, molecular function: UDP-glycosyltransferase activity.
AGACAAAUAUUAACACAGCGAAAAAGGCUGAAGGCUCACUCAUUUCUUACAUUUCAUAUGCUGUGUACCAUGAGAUUUUUAAAGGGAUUCAUCAUUGGAAUUAAGGUCCGUGCAACCGGCAAGGAGAUUUUUACAGGUCAAGGCAUAUUUCACCUACCUGCAUGGCUUCUACUUAUUUUCUCUCUCUGGACCCCUUCUGAUGGGGGGAAAGUAUUGGUAAUACCCAUGGAUGGCAGCCACUGGCUCAGCAUUCAUCCAGUUCUGGAACACCUUCAGCAGAGAGGACACCAAAUAGUUGUUAUUGCUCCUGAUGCAAACUUGUGGAUGAAACCAUCUGAUCACUACACAAUGAAGACAUUUGCUGUACCCUACACAACGGAAUAUUUGAAAGCAGAAUUCCAGAAGCUUGGCCACAAGAUUUUUGCACAGCAGUCUUUCCUAUCCAAAAUGACCGAGACAUUUGCAAGAAUAAGAAAUAUCACAACACUUUUCUUCAGUAACUGCAAGCAACUUUUGAAUAACCAGGAGAUGAUUACUUACAUCAAAGAAAACAGAUUUGAUGUUGUAUUUAUGGACCCAGUCUCUCCCUGUGGACAGAUCUUGGCUGAGUAUUUAUCCCUUCCUUCUAUUUACUACUUACGUGGAAUACCAUGUGGUUUAGAUUUUGUGGCAACUCAGUGUCCAAACCCACAUUCUUAUGUCCCAAAGUUCUUCACAGCCCAUACGGAUCACAUGACAUUUAAUCAGAGAGUCAAGAAUUUUUUGGUUGGCUCAUUUGAAUUCAUAAUAUGCUAUCUUCUUUAUUCACCAUACGAACUCCUGAGCAAGGAAUUCCUGCACCGAGACAUGACCGUUCCAGAGCUUUAUAGUCAAGCAUCUGUUUGGCUUCUGCGCUAUGACUUUGUAUUUGAAUAUCCAAGGCCUGUCAUGCCCAAUAUGGUCUUCAUAGGUGGAAUAAACUGUGGAAAAAAGAGUCCGCUUGCACAGGAAUUUGAAGCCAUAGUGAACAACUCUGGUGAACAUGGCAUUGUAGUGUUUUCCUUGGGUUCAAUGGUCUCUGAAAUUCCAAUGAAAAAGGCCAUGGAGAUUGCUGAAGGACUGGGAACAAUACCUCAGACGGUGCUGUGGAGGUAUACAGGAGAAGUCCCGCCGAAUCUUGCCAAAAACACAAAGCUUGUUAAGUGGCUUCCACAGAAUGACCUGCUUGCUCAUCCAAAAGCCAGAGCUUUUAUAACCCAUGCCGGCUCUCAUGGGAUAUACGAGGGGAUCUGCAAUGCAGUACCAAUGGUGUUGAUGCCACUGUUUGGAGAUCAAAUGGAUAAUGCAAAACGGGUGGAAUCUCGAGGUGCUGGAGUGAUCCUGAAUAUAAUUGAAAUGACUGCGAAGGACAUAUCCAAUGCCCUCCAGGCUGUCAUUUAUGAUAAAAAAUAUAAAGAGAACAUCCAGCGUCUCUCGGAACUUCACCUGGACAGGCCCAUCCAUCCUCUUGAUCUUGCGGUGCAUUGGGUCGAGUUCGUUAUGAAGCACAAGGGAGCGGCCCAUUUGCGGCCAGCAGCCCAUGACCUGAACUGGGUCCAGUACCACUCUAUUGAUGUCAUUGCCUUCCUCCUAGCCGUAGUGCUUCUUGCUCUCAUCAUCUCACUAAAGUGUUGUCUGUUCUGCUGCAGGAAAUGUUGUGGCAAAGGUGGAAGAGUGAGCAAGAAAAGCAAAUCAAAGUCUCAGUAGAAGAAGGGAUAGUGUACAGAAGAAAGAGGAGUGUGAGCAAAAGGGCCUUGGUUUUGUAGAUCAUGAGGCAUCCUGCAACUGUCUUUGGAUAUCUGGGAGCAGUUUGUGGGUGUACUUUACUAAAACAAACAAACAGAAAAUAAAGACUUGCACAAGUCACUUCCAUACCUACAUACCCGUGUAACCAAUUUGGUCAAUAGAAAGCAAAGGAUGUGUGAACUUCCAGGCAGAAUUCCUAGCUCAUCCGUUUCUCUCUUUACGAUUGAAGGGAGGGCGUCUAGACAGGCUCUGCUUUCGUCUGCAAACAAUUGUGACUGUGCAGAUUCCUGAACCUCUUAGAGCCCUCUUCACCUUUUCGUCUAGGGAUUUUGGCAAAGGAAGGACAAGGCUAUACAGGAUUAAAAGUGAUUUAAGGCACCCGAGCCUUCAUGGUUUACUGUCAUGGGUUUUGUAACAUAUUUGCACAGUUCAGUUGAGUGUGUCUGUAGGAAUGUGAGUUUCUGAUGCCAGCAAUGUGCAACUUGUCUCCAAGGUCAAGUGUUUUUUGUUUUUUUAAAAAAGAAUUUUAUUCAGAGAUGGCUCUCCUCUUUUCCAUUGCAGUGAUACAUUUCUUUGAUGAUUUCCAUUUAAUAAUUGCCUACCAGGAAAAUGUGAAAAGUUCAUUAAGAAAAAUUCUUGCACAAGAUGUUGGUGUAUUGUCAGUUACAAACAUUAACGGGAGAAGAAUUGCCAUCUAUUUUUUUUUCUUUGUCUUUUGGGAAGGAUCAUUCUUGUUGUAGCCCCUUUGGGUUUUUUUUCUCUUGCCAUGUGGGGAGUACUGUGACCAAUACCAGUGCUGGGAAUUGGUCAUAGUAUGGGCGCCUGUAAAGAACACUUUCCCAAAGCCCUCUAUGGUGGUUAGCUGAAUAUUGAUGUAAUAAUAACAAUCAUACUAUAAAGCAAUCCUAAGUAAGGGAUGUUAUAUCAUCUGGCAGACAAUUCACCAAACAAUUCAUCUUAGCUUGCUAAGCAUAGUUUAAGAGAUGAAAGGGUAGCUCUGUCCCAUCAUCCACCCCCCUGGGUUUUUUCUUUCUCAAAACCAAUGCAGGAAGGGGGGGAGCUAGGCCAGCCUUGGGGUCCACUUUCACUUUAUGCUGUGGACAUGAAAGGAUUUCUGAGCUGGCAGACCCAAAGUUAUCUUGCUUCCCUCCCCCCCAAUGUCCUCUUUUGACCCAUUUCCACUAGUGGAGACCCAAGAAUUUUUUGCAAAUAUGCUGGGUGUAUGGGAUGAAUACAUUAACCUGCUGACAGAACUCCUUUCCUGUGGACAGAGGGGCACUUCUGUCCCAUCCUAAUUCUCUCCCCCCCCCCAGUUGGUCUCUGGCAAUACCAAAUCUGUGUUGUUAAAUUCCUUACUGCAGUCCUAAGCAAAUUACUGUGCCAACUUUCAGGAUGGUUGUCUCAGCCCUCAAAAUGAGACUUCCCUUCUUCAAAUUAUAGGACCAUGUAGCUGAUCCUGUUCCAUUGGUGUGUAACUUCAGGCAAAACAAUUACAUGUUGUAGCUGAUCAUUGUAACUCUUCUAUAAAUAAAUAAAUCUCAAACAACAUA